CAUUUCAGAAAUCCUUUGAAAUUAUCAUCUUUUGCUUGAUAUUUAUGGUUAAAAUUUUUAAGGAAUUCAACUUCAUAAUUCUUUUAAAAAUUCAAAGCAAUGUUUGAGGUAUUUCUUGUCGAAUUAUCUGAAAUAUGAAGAAAAUAAUAGUUUUGGAAUUUCUACAUAUCAAUUUGUGUUCCGGGUCAAUAUUGUUCAACUAACUUUAAUGUCUAAAAAUAUAUUUCUUGUGAGUUUAAGUGUCAAUUUUAUCGCCAGAUCUCCCUUGGUUUAUUUCUUAAGGUGUUUAUUAAAAGUUUGAAGAUGUUCACUAUUUUGACAGUCAUUUUGUGUCGUCUGCUUUGUCCGAAGCCCAUCGACAACGAUCAUAGAGUAAACAAGUUAUAAAGGGUGGAAAUAUCCUACUGAAAGUAGAAUGCGACUGCGUUAAGGCCUUUCUUCAAUUAGCUCCUAAGGCGUGUUCCACAAUGAGCUAAAACGCGACGCUGACGUGACGCACUCCCAUUUGAUUUAAGCAGCGUCUACAAUAAGCGCGUCGGACGUGUACCUAAUGAGAGAGAGGGGUACGGAGAUAUACAUCUAUACCCCUCUCUCUCAUUAGGUACACGUCCAAUGCUAAAAUCAACGCGUCAGUCACGCAACGCAAAAGUUUAGGUUCCUAUUGGAGGAAGGCUUUAUCUCUACUCAUUUUUAUCCGACUUGGUUAUGAUUAUUUUUAUUGGUUUUUUAAUUGGUUAUUUUUAAAGAAAUGUCAAACGAUGAAGAUCAAGAACGAAAAUUUUUAGUAGAUGCUUUUACUGAGGACGGAUGGUUUUAUAUUAUUGAUAAAAAGGCGUUAUUAAUCACUGACGAUUCCGAAAUUAAGCUGGGAGCUUUAAUGCAAUUUGAAUUCCCUGACAAAAAGGGAGAAAUAAAAAUUCGAAAAGGAAAAAUUAUAAUGGAAUCAGAUUCGAAUAAAUUUUUAGAAAAAGAAAUGAAAAGGAGAAUGACUGAAAUUGAAAAGAAGAAAAUUACAAAAGAAGAAGUGUUAGAACAAGAAAACUUAGAAUACGAAAAGGAAAGAAUAAAAUUUAAAAGGAGGGCAAGGGCGGGGAAUGUUGAGAUGGCAUUUGAACUUCAAAAGGAUCUAAACAUCCAAAAGAAGGAAAAAGAAAAAGUUAUGAACAAAAUGUCUAAUGCGUUGGGAUUAAACAGACACACAAAUGAAACUCUGUUAAGUAUUAGAAAGGACCUGGAAAGACCUGGAAAGUCCGAAUAGGGCCGACGAAUAUCUUCUGUUCACUGAUUUUUAUUUAAAAUAUUUAUACAUAAUAAACAUUUGCGCACAAAAUCUCUUUCGUCUUUAUGCUUGCUCUUCUUUAAUUUUAAGAGAAAAAAUAACCUUUUUCUUAAGAAUUAUUCAAUAAUAAUCAUUGAUAAAAAAUUAAAUUACACGAUUUAAAAAGCUGUGAACGAUUUUGAAUUUUAAGCUUUCAUAUAAAUUUUAAGCGUAUAAAAUAGUAAUCAUGUAAUUUGAAUAAAAUUUUUUAAAUUAACCUUA
Messenger RNA from Leptopilina boulardi, 1540 nucleotides. RefSeq lists its product as uncharacterized. The record is from RefSeq and is a predicted model, not a curated record. NCBI's taxonomy places the organism in Eukaryota, Metazoa, Arthropoda, Insecta, Hymenoptera, Figitidae. The transcript has 4 exons. The coding region runs from base 749 to 1258 and encodes 169 amino acids.